AUGUCUUCCAUCCUCUCUGUCCUCAAAGCCAAGCUUGGGGAGUACAUGCUCGCCCUUCCCGGCGGUGUUGCCGAGUAUGAAGAUUACAAGGCCUGGGCGCAGGGGUUUGCCAAAUGGGUAGCUGUUUUUGACCAUUCAGUGUGUGGGCAAGACAUGUCCGAACUCGCCAACUUUAUCGCCGAGGCCGAAUCGGGCAGCGAGGCUGCCAAAGCUGAGGCGGCUCGGGCUGCUGCGGCUCAGGAGUCGGCUAAAGUGGAUUGUGAACGGCACCGGGAGGUACUGGUGGACACAAUGUUUGAUGGAUUGCUUGAUCCUGAAGAGGGUGAGUGUCAGUUGGCUGAGCUUGAGGCCGAGUCUGUCAUUCCUCUCCCUCUCUUCCUUUUUUCCCCUUCUCCCGAUAUGGCUGCCUCGUCCUAUCAUCCCAACCCUUCCACCGCUGAUUUGGUGCUUGCGUUCGCUACCGACGCCCUGGAUCGAAUGAGCAUGGGUUUGGUUGCCACCGCUGCCCCGACCAACUUGAAGGGCAAACAGUCAGCCACAGCUGUUGUUGUCAAGUUCGCUCAUCAACCGACACCACCUCUUGGGCGCGUCGUCCUUCCUCUCGGCCCUGGAACAGGCCGAAUGUUGAUGGUUAGGUCCCCUGUGGAGCGGAAUGGUGCCGGUAAGAUGCUCGAAGAUCCUCCAGAGUUGUUACCUGGUGAUGUACUGGCUGACUACAUGUGCCAUUGCUGUGCGACCACCUUCCAGACCAAGGCGUUCCGGGAGUCAAAGGGCUGUAGCUUUCAGCCUGGGUGGGUGACAACGGAGAAGGGGAAGGGGAAGGGGAAGUUGAAGGGGAAGUUGAAGGGGAAGUUGAAGGGGAAGUUGAAGGGGAAGGGGAAGGGGAAGGGGAAGAGGAAGGGGAAGGGGAAGUCAAAGGGGAAGUCAAAGGGGAAGGGGAAGGGGAAGGGGAAGGGGAAGGGGAAGGGGAAGGGGAAGGGGAAGGGGAAGGGGAAGGGGAAGGGGAAGGGGAAGGGGAAGGGGAAGGGGAAGUCGAAGUCGAAGGAACAGUCGGCACCAAAGUCGGAGGAGAAGGAGCGCCCCUUGAAGUGUCGCAAGGUAGAGGUGGUUGUCCCCGCAUGGUCAGUCGGGGAUAGCAUUGCUCAAACAAAAGCUGCUCACACCAGAAAGCCGGUCCAGCAGCUUUCUACCACUGCUAGGGCCGCCCUCAUGCCUACCCACCCUUCACGCGCUCAUUUGGAUGCCUUCCCCACUUCCACCGACUCUUCUCGCCUCUCACCCAUUGUUGCCCAAGGCAUCACAUCUAAGCUUCGGUACCGUAUCGCGGUGGCUGAAGGUAUACAUGCUUCAUUGGCACAUUCGGUCGUGAUGUGGCAGGCUGAGCUCAAGUCGCUCGAGGUGCGGGCGGGUCCGUCCCCAUCCUCCAAUGUUGUCUUGGUCGAGGACUCGUCAGAGGCAGACAAUUUGGAAAUGUCUGUGUCGGAUGAUGAGUAG
This is a messenger RNA of Heterobasidion irregulare TC 32-1, 1494 nucleotides long. RefSeq lists its product as uncharacterized. The transcript is spliced from 7 exons. The coding region runs from base 1 to 1494 and encodes 497 amino acids. Lineage: Eukaryota; Fungi; Basidiomycota; Agaricomycetes; Russulales; Bondarzewiaceae. The record is from RefSeq and is a predicted model, not a curated record.